Molecule: messenger RNA, 4591 nt
Organism: Anneissia japonica
Lineage: Eukaryota; Metazoa; Echinodermata; Crinoidea; Comatulida; Comatulidae
Product: WD repeat-containing protein 92-like
Exons: 8
Coding region: 135-1199 (354 amino acids)
Molecular function (GO): ubiquitin binding
Source: RefSeq, a predicted model, not a curated record
AUACGGUACCGUAUCUCUAGCCACGGCGCAAAAUUUUUAUCAUUUUUGCACCCGUGUGUUCCCGAGUGGUCCCGUGUGUUCCGUGUGGUAUUUAGUAGGACACGAUCUUGUAUUUUUCAUUGGAGACAAGGACUAUGGAAAAACCUCAAAUAAUUGUACAUUUGCAAAAAUCUUUGAAUUAUACUUUAUUUGAUACAAAAUGGAUCCCUCGCAGUGCUAAAUUGGUUGUUCUAGGCAACCACCCACGCGGCACCGGAGCGCUACAGGUUUACGAACUGACACACGGCCAAGUUACCCUUCAACAAAACAUUGAGAAAGAUGUGCCGUUCAGGUGUGGGACAUUUGGAGCCAGUAGUUUGAGUCAACGAGAAUUAGCAACUGGAGAUUUUAAGGGCAACCUUGGGAUAUGGAAUUUAGAAAACACAAAGGAUCCAGUCUUUUCGACAAAUGCACAUGAAGAAAUUAUUAACUGUAUUGAUGGAGUUGGUGGACUUGGAAUUGGGGAAGGGGCACCAGAAAUUGUCACAGGAAGUAGAGAUGGGCUUGUGAAAGUGUGGGAUCCAAGACAGAAAGAUAAGCCAGUUGCAUGUAUGGAGCCUGCUGAUGCAGAAAAUAGAAGGGAUUGUUGGACUGUUGCCUUUGGCCAUGCCCACAACCAGUCGGACCGAUGUGUUGCAGCUGGUUACGAUAAUGGUGACAUUAAGAUGUUCGAUUUACGUGCAAUGAACCUGCGAUGGGAAACCAAUGUUAGGAAUGGAGUAUGCUGUUUAGAAUUUGACCGAAAGGACAUUAACAUGAAUAAGCUUGUUGCUACUACAUUAGAAUCUAAAUUUCAUGUCUGGGACGUGCGGACACAGCAUCCAAGUAAAGGAUUUGCACACCUUGCAGAAGAGGCUCAUAAAUCUACCAUUUGGGUGGUGCGACAUCUGCCACAGAACAGGGACAUCUUCAUGACCUCAGGUGGUUCUGGAUCAUUUUAUUUAUGGAAAUAUGAGUACCCAAGUAACAGAGUUACAAAGGAUAGCAACGAUGUUCAUAUGGGCGUAAUUGGCAGAGUGGACUUAAAGCAAAAUGUGACUGUGUCUUCUCAGCCAAUCUCAAGUUUUGAUUGGAGUCCAGAUAAAGAGGGCCUAGCAGUUUGUACUUCAUUUGAUCAGACACUUCGUGUUUUAAUAGUUACAAAACUCAAUCAAAUAUAAACUUUACUUCCUUUCCGAUCUGUAUCAAUGAGACGUCGAAUGUACUUUCUUUGUAAAUAUGUCUUUCUUAGAUGUCCAUGAAUGCAUUCUCACCGUUUUGGGUAGUGCUUUUACAACCAAAAAUUUUCUGCACCUUGUGCCAUGUAAUUGGUGUGCAUGGCAACAAAAUUAUUUUGUCACCUUUUGUCCAAAAUUUAUAUGAAUGUUUCUUAGAUCAGGCACAAAAACGAAAAUUUUUCUCAAAUGGACAUUCCCUUGGCUUUUAUUAGGUAAAUUACUUCACUCUAUACAAUACAUUUUGAGUAAGGACAGGUAAUGUAUAGAUAGAGCUUGCAUUUUGUAGAUUAGGUUUGUCUACUGGUUGUAAAUGACCUCGAUUGUAAAUUUGAAAGAAACAUGUUUCACAACUAUUUGGAAUAUGUUGGUAGAUUUUUAUUUCUGAAAUUGAUCAUUAUGUUGCGAACAGUUACAUUAUUUAGUCUCAACACAAUAACAAUAAUUUUCAACAUACUGUACAUACAUUAAUAUUCCCAUGUGGGCGAUCUGUAUAUGCCUAAUACUAAUGCCAUAAGUUUCACUAAUAAAUACUUGUGUGCACACCAUAUCCCACUAAAAUUUAGUUUAUUCAAUGUUUAACGAGGCCCCAACAUUUUUUCAGGACGUACCCAUUCAUCAAACUCAGACUCUGAUACGAUAUCUAAUUUCAGAGCUGCUUGUUUUAGUGUACUGCCCUCUUUGUGCGCUAACUUGGCUAUUUGUCCUGCUUUGUCGUAACCAAUGUGUUUGUUUAACGCUGUGACCAGCAUUAAUGAUUCACUGAGAUAUUUAUUAAUUUGAGGCCGAUUGGCUUGAAUACCUUUGAUGCAAUUUUUAUCAAAAGAAAUGCAGGAAUCCCCAAGGAGACGGAUUGACUGCAGGACAUUGGCCACAAUCAUUGGUUUGAAAACGUUCAAUUCGAAAUGCCCGUUACUAGCUCCUAUGGAGACAGCAGUUUGGUUGCCCAUUACUUGUGCUGCUACCAUAGUGAUCGCUUCACAUUGUGUGGGGUUUACUUUUCCUGUAACAAGAAUAAAAUGAAAAAGUUAGUCUGAUACACUAUAGAACAAUUUUUUUUUUUUUAUUCAGGGAUAAACAUAUAAAAAACAAUUACAAAACGGCAGCCGAAGCUGAAAUGGUGUGCAUCACAAAACCUAUUCACAAAAAAUUAAAUACAAAGCAUUACAAAAAAGGUCAAAUAUCAAAUACUGUAUCAUCAAUUAUAAAAAAUACAAAAGAAGGUCACUUUAUUAUCAUUAAAUUUUAGUUACUAAAGUUUAAAUUAUAUUUAUACAAUAUAAAGUAAAUGACAGCAGCACUUUUGAGACUAACAAUAUUUAUAUAGAAUUUAUUCUCAAGCUUUCAUCCACACAGUGGACUUCAUCAGGUGACGGGUAUCUCAAAGGUACAGAAAAGUGGUCUUUAAUUCUUAAAAUAUUUAUACCUCUUCCUCAACCAUGGUAGGUUUAAACCAAAUAAAAAAUCCUGGAUCUGCCCCUGCACAAUGUUUUACUUACUCUUCGUGCAUAUGUUAAUUUGUUUUUAUAUAAAAAUCAGUAAUGCACAUUAAAUCAUACGAUUCAUAAAUACUACCUAGACCCUUUUCUGGAUUUGGAUUAAUUUUUUUCCUUGCAGAAACUCAUUUUAGGCAACAAUCGCGUACAUACAAAUAAAAACUAUUGAUGAAAAGGAUAAAUAUAUAUACAAUGGGUAAUUGUUAUUUGUUAAAAAGUUCUUUAUACUAUUCUUUAAUUAUUGAAAUGAAACUUUUAAAUACUAAUUCCUUACAUAUGAAGAUCCCCAAGCCUAUAUCAUAUCAUAUCAUAUCAUUUAUUUCGCCUCAGUUAAAAUUACAAAAAUUACAAAAACAAAGGUAAAUCAAUGAGGCAGGAUUGCCUAAAUGUUAUAAAUAAAAUAACAGUCGAGAGACUCUCCACAAAGAAAUACCAUACACAAAGAUGUAACAUGAAAGUUAAAAUUUAAAAAUCAGUAUAAAAAGUUACAUUGCAUUAUAAAAAUUUAAAUAUAUAAAAAUUCCAAUCCUUUAAGUAUUUUUAAAACAGUAAAAUUGAGAUAAAAAAUUGGUAAAAAUUGCAUUUUAUUUUAUUUAAAACAUUAGGCUAGGUCAGUAAGGUAUUUUUUUUAAGUUGUAUUUAAAAAUAUUAUAAUUAGUUAAUAAUAAUUGAUCACCGAGAUCCACAGGCAGGCCUCUGAAAAGUCUGACAAACGAAUUAAAAACAGAAUGAUGAAAGCUGUCAGUCCGAGCGAUGAAAUUAUUACGUAACUUAAGAUGGUCAGCGUGUCUGGAAUUUACAGAAAUAUAUUUAAAAACAUCCAAAUCAUACAUGUUAUAUAAACAUUUGGCUACAAAAUUAAUACAAAAAUAGUCAAUACGAUUACUAAUGGAAAUGAGAUUAAGACGCUUUAAACGUUCAGAGUACGGGAUACUGCCUGUGGAUCUCGGAAAGCAAAUACGCGUAACUCGUCUUUGAACGGACUCAAGAGUGGCAAUAUCUUUUUUAUAGAAUGGAAUCCAGGCAGGAAUAUCGUAAUCUAUAAAAGGCCUAACUACAGUACAUUAUGGCAUACAGCAUACAUAUGCUGUACAUACAUACAGCAUAUAUAUCACUUUAUUUCAAAAUUUCACAUAAAAUUAAUAACAUGGUGGCCAAAGGCCAAAUUGCAAGAUAAUUACAAUAAUUAUUAUAAUUUUUAAAUAUUUAAAAUUCAAAGUGAUAAUACAAAAAUACAAUAAUUUAACAAAAAUUUGACAAUUUGCGCAACUGAAUAAUAAAAACAUAUAAUGGGCAUCUUACCGGUAUAAGUUUGAUAAACAGGGAAUUGGGCUAUUUGAGAAACGUUUCGUUUUAGAAUUAAGUUGGGUAAUAUUAUCCUUAUUACGUAGGUUCCUACCGUGAUUUUCGAAACAGGCAGGGGGAUGAGAUCACAGGAAUGAUUCGUGUUAGGAAGACUUUUUGCAAAAUUGGGACAGUGGGAUGUUCGCCUUGAGUAAAUCAAGGUUAAGAAUAGUGAGAGCACAUUAAACAUUAAAUCCAAUGUUUUUUGAACAUCUAAGGUAAUACAAUUUUUGAUUUGCUUUAUUAGUAUUAAUAUAGUUAACAUGACUGUUAGAUGGUAAUUCCUAAGACCUUAGCUUCCUCAACAAAAUUUAAAAUACAAUCGCCAAGAAACAAGUUCAGAUUGGGAACUUUUUUACUAAAACAAAAUUGGAGUGCUUGACAUUAUUUUAGUAGGUUUAAGAUGAAGUGAAUUGUUUUUGCACCAUAUGUAAAACUGAUUAAGAUCAUCUUGGAGAAGACUAACCUGAUCAAUAUGCCUGUUCCCAUAUAUGGAGA